Molecule: messenger RNA, 4816 nt
Organism: Xyrichtys novacula (pearly razorfish)
Lineage: Eukaryota; Metazoa; Chordata; Actinopteri; Labriformes; Labridae
Source: the annotation of a GenBank genome assembly
AAAAACUGCGUGCGCAUCGGCAUCGCUAGCAGGAGUGAACCGCCGUUGGUUGGUUGGUUAGCUGAGAUCAGACCGGUUUGCCUCGAGUCUGCAGUGAAUUUGGCUAACAGUUGAGGUUAAUCGGUCAUUGCUGUCCGUUUUCUUUUGUAUUUCUUGUACAAAUCUGCUGUCUUGUUACGUGAAUAUGAGCGACAACGAGAAAGAUUUCAAAGAGGAGCGGGUGAGUUAUGAUUUCUAAGUUAAGUAGAAGAUGGUUGAACAAUGUUGGGCUGCUAGUCGCGUUGCAGGUCUCGUAAAAAAAAACAGGCCUCAAACCUGAGAGAAGACUUGUUAAUGCUUAAAACUCAGAUUCUAUACUUUGUAUGAUUAAAUUUGAACAAAAAACACAUUCUUAUUACACAAAAGGUAGUUAGCGGACCAUGCUAUUUUCUUGUAUUAGUAUAAUGAGUGUUUACAACUAGGGAUGCACCGAUCCGAUGUUUGGAUCGGAUAUCUUUUUCUUUCUUGUAACUAAUAUCAUACACAGCAACACAGCGAUUCGGUUCUCCCUAUAUUCUAUGUCUGUCUAUCCUUUUGCACUAAAUGUUUACACGGAAGUCUUUGCUGUGUGCUAAUGAGCAAUUUGUUACUUUUUAAUAAGUAAUAAGUAAAUUUAUAUCUGUUAAUUUGUUACCUUUUUUUAAACAAGGCUAAUGUAAAGCCUGAUGCCUUCACUCAAAGGGAAAGGUAUAGAGUUCAUUCAUUCAACAUUAGUAUUGGAUCGGUAUUGGAUAUCGGCCGAUACGCUCAGUCCAGGUAUUGAUAUUGGAUUGGAUCGGAAAAAAAUGGAUCGGUGCAUCUCCAUUUACAACAUUAGUGUAGACAUACUGUUAGCUAUUGAUAAAGAUAUUGACAUCCAGUCAAUAUUUGUGUUUUUUGGUUUAAUAUCAACAUGUAGUAGCCUAAGAUUAAUUUUUAAAAUGUGAAUAUGAAAGUGUAAUCAAUGUGAUUUUUCUGGUUUUGCUGUUUUCUUUGUGUUUUUUGGUUCUAACAGAAACCAACAUGCCUUAUCCCCCCCUGUUUGUUCUUUGUUAAGGUUGAGUUUGGAAGAAAGAAAAAGGCGGAAGACGUUUCAGAUGUGAAGUUGUUAAUGUUUGAAGCUGAUGGGGUUGAUGCAUGCUAAUGUAUGGGAUGCUGAAAAGAAGCGGUCAAGAUCUGUCCCCACUACUAGUGUUGUAAUGGCAGAUGGUAAAUGGGGGAAGAGGAGGAAAAAAGAAGUCAUAAUGUCAAAAAGAAGAAAGAAGAAAUGAAGGGGUUGUAUUGAAGUAAUGAAGUAAAAGAAGUAAUGAAGUUAAGAUCAGAAGUUGACCAGGGUAUGAGUAAUUUCCUAACAGUCUGCUAUGUUAUUACUCUAUUUCAUCCUGUUUCUUUCUCUUAAGCAUGCACAAUUUAUUUUCUUCUCUUUAUUGGAACAUCAUUGGUCAAUCUUACAUACAUUGUAGGUUUAAUUUGUUUAAUGAUCUUUCUGUCAGCUAAAUUUAUUUUAAUCUGAAUAUUUGUCAUUUUUGUAUGAUCAGAUUCCAUAAUUUUGAGUGUCUAAUCUGUUAAAGGCCAAAAUGAGGUGCACUCUUGAGAGGAGCAUGUAGCGGGAAAGUGCUGUCACCUCCUGGCCCUCUUGUACAUGUGCUAUGAGCUGUCUCUCAUCUCUUUGUCUUAUCUGUCCAGGAUUCUCGACAUGGCUCUAGGAGCGCGUCCCCUCACGGAUCAGCCAAAUCCACCAGCCGCUCGCCAGCGCGCUCCAAAGGCUCUCGGCGGUCCAGGUCCAGGUCUCGUUCACGAUCUAGAUCAAAGUCUAGGUAAAAGAGGCAGGGUGUGGCUAAAGGACUCAAAGUAUCUGAAGCUUUUAUGCUUGGCUGUCAAGUAGUUUAGCUCAAGUAGUUACACACAGCAAAAGUGAAUAAUAAUACUACUACAUAAUACUGAUAAGGUUUAAGCGCCUUUGUCUCAGUAACAGUGGAUAAAAAAAGUACCUGGCUUAAGUAAGUGUCUCCUUCCAGGUCCCGUUCUCAUCGAAGCUCACGCAGGCACUACUCCCGCUCUCGUUCUCGCUCUCGCAGACGCCGUUCCAGAAGCCGUUCUCGUAGCUGGGAGUACAGGCGGCGUAGGAGCCAUAGCCGCUCCCCUAUGUCAAAUCGUCGCCGACACAUCGGAAACAGGGUAUGUUUACAGUCUCUUCUUGUUUGGUUUUGGGUCGCAGUCGGAGACAAAGUGUCCAUGAAUAUAACAGACCUUUGAUUUCCUCUGUUAUGGAAAGUUUCUACUUCAAACAUCUGAGUUUGUUGCAGUGAUCUUGCAAUUCACUGGUUUACACUCCAUCUUUCUUUCUUUUCCCAGGCUAACCCAGACCCCAACAACUGUCUGGGUGUGUUCGGACUGAGUCUUUACACAACUGAGAGGGAUCUGAGGGACGUUUUCUCUAAAUAUGGUCCUUUAAGUGAUGUCAACAUUGUGUAUGACCAGCAGUCACGUCGCUCAAGAGGCUUUGCUUUUGUCUACUUUGAAAACUUUGAGGACUCCAGGGAGGUAAGAAGGCAGGAUGACUGGCUUAUAGCAUGUCAGUGGUCGUAAAAAAAGUUUAAAAAAAAGGGGGGGGUAAAACUGGUAUCCCUCUGACAUGUUAAAAUUAGUUAAAAUCAUGGGAACAGUUUGACAGACAAAAAUCUCCUCAAACCAGAAUUUCCACUCUGACCUGUUUUGUUGUGGUUUUCAGGCCAAAGAGCGCGCCAAUGGGAUGGAACUCGACGGACGCAGGAUUCGAGUAGACUUCUCAAUCACAAAACGCGCUCAUACUCCCACUCCUGGAAUCUACAUGGGACGUCCAACUUAGUGAGUGUUUGAGAACCAGAGGGCAUGAGUAUUUCCCAGUCACUGUGCUGCAUCUUUACAAAAAUGUGUUUACCUACAGCGGCGGCGGCGGUGGUGGUGGAGGUGGUGGUGGUGGCAGCAGUGGUGGUUCGUCACGACGCACUUCGAGGGACUACGACAGAGGCUAUGACAGAGGCUACGACAGGGGUUAUGAUCGUGAUUACGAUCGCUAUGAUGAACGGGAUUACAGGUCUUACAGGUUUGAUCUUUUGUUAUGAGACAUUGAUCAUGUAUAGCAACAAGAUUAUUGACUGUUUUUAGAGUAAUGUGUUUAAUUUGAGUGCAGUUACAUAGAGCAAAAUACAAGUUGAAACAAGUUGCCAAGUGACUUAAGGUCCUUUCACACCGGGACCGUUUUUGUCGUGCGAUUGUUUCGGACGUCAAUACAAGCGUUCACAUCAGCAACGUUUUCCCGUCCUGCGAUAUUGCAGCAUUUAUUUUUUCGGAUCACAGUCGAUUUUUCUAAAGUUUUGCAUACUGUAUGUCCACUUCUGACCAAUCAGAUAGCGUGUUGUUGCAACGUCUGAUUCACUGGUAUAUCCAACGUGGCCGACCGGCUGAUUGUUUGCAUGUCUGAAAACAGAGUGCUUUACGAUAAAAGACACAAACAUUACAAAGAUAACGACCUGAAGGUCAAUAUAGCAUCGCAUCUCUCAUGUGACGAUGGUUUGUGUGCUUUAACAGUUUGCUAAAUGUCUUUUAUCUGUGCUAACGUAAGCUAAUGGUUGUUACCAUAGUUUCAUGCGCUUAUCUUAUCGCCUCUGAUUGACUAUAAGUGCUGACCAUUUGACUUGAGCGUGUGAUGACGUUUCCAGCUUUCUAGCCAAUCAGAGGCCAAGGAGGUGAGACUUUCCCCUGGAAAAGUCUUCCCCGGGAUGCAUCUUUUCCCCCCUGGAAAGUCGCAAAAUCGCAUCAGGCUUGAUGUGUAUAGUCAGGCACGUCAAAAUUCGCCUCUGAAUAUUAAGUAAUUUCACGUUCUAUAUUCAUGUCAGCUCCGGUGUGUAAGGACCUUUUAAAGUUAAGCGAUUUAUUAAUGUCACUUAUUCAACGGAGAUAAAGUGUUUAUGACUUUGCCGCUCCCCUACAGACGCAGAUCUCCAUCGCCAUACUACAGCAGAGGAUACCGUUCAAGAUCCCGCUCACGAUCCUACUCACCACGUAAGUCUUAACUGUGUUUGAUGAAUAUUAUGAACAUUAAUCUAAAUUAAUUUCUGUUUGGCUCAUACAUAGUGGAGUAGUUUGGAUAAUCCAUAAAACCAUCUGUAAAAAAAACAUGAUUCCCUGAAUAUUAUAAUGACUAUGUUUAUUUAUUUGUUACAGGUCACUACUGAUGAGAGAAGAGUUCCCUGUUGCGGCUUGGGUGCUUGCCUUUUUCCGUUUCCUUUCUUUCCAUGAACGUUCUUUAAAGUAGAUGAUUGGUUAUAUGUAGAAAUAUGGGAUUGUUUAUGUAAUAAACUUUGUAUUGAAAAGGAUGCCUAUGUAAGCACCACACUGUCAGUGGUGGAUUUAACAUGACCAAAUUUAAAAGAAGAAAUAUGAAUAUGUGUGUCCACUCUGCUGACUUAGCAGAAUUGAUUUUACACACAGGAGUUCGCUCUGGCUGUCCAAAUACAAUUUUUCAUCUUGCUGUUUGUAUGAAGCAGGAAUGUUUUUGAAACCACAUUUCUUUUGUUUUUCCAAAUGGUAAAUACUUAUUUGUUAUAUAAGUAUGUGAUAAAAGUUCACUUGGGUCUUUGCUGUGUUGUUGGACAUUGUUUAUGGUCAUGUUGCAUCUUCAUUUAAACAUAAAAAUACAGCAGGUAUUGUACCAUAAAGUUAGGUACUUGGGUUGCAUUUAUUCUGUUGUUUGGUUGUUGUUUCUCCUUUGCCAUGAAAAAGAAUAAAAUAUUACUGCUCAGACUUGAUGCAAGAA